Molecule: messenger RNA, 336 nt
Organism: Ilex paraguariensis (yerba mate)
Lineage: Eukaryota; Viridiplantae; Streptophyta; Magnoliopsida; Aquifoliales; Aquifoliaceae
Source: the annotation of a GenBank genome assembly
AUGAAUGAGAUCAGCAGAGGAGGAGGCUCCAAGAUUAAAAGGCAAUCAGUUCGUGAAUUUGGAGGAUGUAAAUCAGUUAAGCAGAGGUCAGAUGAAUUCCAAUCUGAUGAGGGCACCAACAAGGGAGGAAAUGAAGGCAGCUACUUUCAGUAUAGGGAGUAUGAAGGCAUCAAGUCUAAAUGGCUUUUUAGGUCUGCAUUGGAAUUGUGCAUUCCAAAGGUGUGGCUUCGGAUUGAAAUCAAUGGUGGUUUCAGUGGUUUUUCUGCUGAGUUGAUCUUCGUAUUUGUGGUGUUUAUGGUGGCAAUGGUGUUUUCGUUGUUCGUCGUCAUCAACUAA